AUGGGGAGAGAUGCAGAGAUUGACUCUGUCCCCAGGACCAGUGCAUCUCAGUGCAGCUCUGUGCCGGAGCCCAGGUUUGGGAAGCGGAUAGGAAACGACUUUGGCAUUGGCACGGUGGUGCUGUUUGAAUGCAAUCCAGGCUACGCUCUGCACGGCGCCACUGCCAUCAGGUGUGAGGCCAUCCCCAACACUGUGGCUCAGUGGAACGGCACUGAGCCCACCUGCGUAGUUCCCUGUGGAGGACUGCUGACAUCUCGUAAGGGGACCAUCCUUUCUCCUGGUUACCCAGAGCCCUACGCCAACUAUCUCAACUGUAUCUGGAAGGUCUCUGUGCCAGAGGGAGCAGGCAUCCAAAUCCAGGUCAUAACUUUCUCCACGGAACACAACUGGGACUCCUUGGACUUUUUUGACGGAGUCGAUGGCAACGCGCCAAGGCUUGGCAGCUAUUCAGGUACAACCAUCCCCCAGCUCCUGAACAGCACCUCCAACAACAUCUACCUGACAUUCCAGUCCGAUAUCAGUGUGUCUGCAGCAGGCUUCCACCUGGAGUAUACAGGUAAAUUGACUGAGAAGACGUUUUCAUUUUACAGCAAUGACCUGGGGAAAAGAUCAAGGGGAGAUGAAUGA
Molecule: messenger RNA, 627 nt
Organism: Oncorhynchus gorbuscha (pink salmon)
Lineage: Eukaryota; Metazoa; Chordata; Actinopteri; Salmoniformes; Salmonidae
Product: CUB and sushi domain-containing protein 3-like
Exons: 6
Coding region: 1-627 (208 amino acids)
Biological process (GO): regulation of dendrite development
Source: RefSeq, a predicted model, not a curated record